GGUGCCUGCAGAAGAGGGGCCACAGAAGAUGAUGCAACUCGAACUAUUUUUGCUGACUGCUUCAUUCAAACAAUUAAACUGUAUGAGUCCGGCUUGAAUGAGUCCCGCUCUGAUUUAAACUAUUUCAACACAUUCAUGACUGACAACACGGCUACGCGGUCAGGAGCAAACAUCUACGGAGGUCUGUUGGACAGGUGUACAGUAAGUCAAAAUGCUGAAUAUGAAUCUUCAAACGAAUUGGACUACAUAAAAAAAACUGUCAAUUCCUCCAUCGAGCCACUAUCAAUCUCCUCUAGGCCUGUUCAAGUAAUUUUGUGCAACUAUUCACAAUAUGACUAUGGUUCUACAAAAAAAGGACACACAUUUACAAUCAGUGUUAUGGCUGUUGACCAAGUUGGAAAUCCAAUGAAUGCCACAAUUCGCAGUUCUGUUGUCAGUGAGAGUGGACGUGAUCGUUUCAAAGAAGGACAGGCAAAACAUGAAAUUGGCAAUCAGUGCACAGAAUUAGAGUACAAUGUAUUCUCACAAGACAGCUCCGCUCAAGUAGAACUCUAUGCCGAGGGUCCAUGCAACAAUAUGGGAAUUUCAAAACAACUUAUCAAUAUUUCUUUUGAACUCUGCACAUGCCCUAGUGGACUCAAACCAAUUCAGUCCGAUAUUGAGUGCAAGUGUGACUGUGAUCCAGAUUUGCAACAAGGAUAUCAGAUAACAAACUGUUCUGAGGAAAAUGGGACCAUAAAGCUGGAAAGUGAUAACAACAUAUGGAUAGAAGUCAUAAAUACCACCAACAAAACAUGGUAUGUCGUUAGCAACUGUACAUUUGACUAUUGCGUACAAAAACCAUUCAACAUUAGUCUAAGCAACCCUGACAAACAGUGUGCCUACAAUCGAAGAGGUGUCUUGUGUGGAGAAUGUGAACCAGGACUCAGUCUUGUGUUGGCUACGUCAAACUGUAAAGAAUGCUCUCAUCUUUACCUUCUUCUACUAAUACCAUUUGCGCUGGCUGGCAUAUUGCUAGUUGCUUUAAUUCUCGUGCUCAACAUCACUAUAGCAACUGGAAAUAUUCAUGGCCUCAUAUUUUACGCCAACAUAGUAGCUGCUAAUAGAGCAAUUUUCUUUUCUAGUUUAAACAACUUUUUAACAGUUUUCGUAUCAUGGGUGAAUCUUGACUUAGGAAUCGAGACAUGCUUUUACAAUGGAAUGAACUCUCAAGGAAAAGUGCUCCUUCAACUUGUCUUUCCCGCUUACUUGUUUCUUCUAAUGUUUUUUAUUAUCAUUUUAAGCAAAUAUUUUGACUCAUUUGCAAAGCUCCUCUCCAACAGGAACCCAGUUGCUGCCUUAGGCACACUCGUCCUACUCUCUUACUCCAAACUCUUACGGUUUGUCAUUGCUGCAUUGCAACACAGGGUCUUGGACUAUCCUGAUGGUAAAAGUGAUAUAGUUUGGUUGUUUGAUGGCAAUGUACAAUAUUUCGCUCGCGAUCACCUCCCUCGGUUUGUUGCUGCAGCCAUAAUCCUCUUUGCCGGUGGAUUGUUCACUGUACUGCUCUUCUUUGGACAAUGGUUUCCACGCUGUUCCAAGGUUAUGAUAUGGACCAAGAAUACAAAGUACACUGGCUUCAUGGAUGCAUACCAUGCUCCAUUCACUCCCAAACAUCGCUACUGGGUGGGACUGCUUCUCUUUGCUCUAAUUAUUCAUAAUCUAGUAGCUGCCAUGGCUCUCAACACUUACCUCCCUAUUCUGUCAGCUGGAGUUCUAUCAGUUGGACUGAUUGUCUGGAAACUACUAAAUAAUCGUUUGUACAAAAGUAAGUUUUGUGAUUCCCUCGAAACUCUCUAUCUAUUCAAUGUUUUUAUUCUUUCAUUUGGCACCUCUUAUGUCAAAGAUACAAAUAAAGAUCAGUCAGCACUAGCCAAUACUUCAAUGGCUAUAUCAUUCACCUUAUUUGUGACAACACUUUGCUAUCACUUUUACCAAUUCGUACUCAAGAAGAGCAAUACAUGGCUGAAGAUAGAAGACACCAUAAAAAACUUACGAGCUGGUGCUGCAGACAUGAGACUCCGACGAGCUAACAAUGCCCGGGAAAUGUAUCAGCUGAUAGCUGAUGAAAAUGAUGAAGAUGAAUUACUCGAAGCAGUAGACGACUAUGAACAAAGAGACGCCUUGAACCUACCUUACACUGAUGGAGCCGUGGAAGAAGCUGACCCUGAUCGCUACAUCACUCCUCCCAUCAUCAGACCAGCCACGAGGCCGGACCAGCUGAGACUAUCCUACAUGGAUGAACUAGCCCCCCUCACCACAGAGGACUACAGACCAGCCCCUCCUCCUCUAAGAGUCAACCAUCGUCUUGCUGUUACACACAAAGAAAUCGGCCCCAUACGCAAUGAAGUGUGAAUUGUUUUAUUUAUUUUGUUAGUUCCAACAGUUACUGUCGUUAGCACUUGUUUAUGUCACUAUAGUUUAAAGAGAGAUAGGCUUUUUUGUAGAUUCUUAUAGAUUUAUUUUUU
Molecule: messenger RNA, 2507 nt
Organism: Halichondria panicea
Lineage: Eukaryota; Metazoa; Porifera; Demospongiae; Suberitida; Halichondriidae
Exons: 1
Coding region: 136-2394 (752 amino acids)
Source: RefSeq, a predicted model, not a curated record